CUCCACGUGACCAAUGGCCGCGCGCCCUGCCUGCCCCGCCCCCUCGCUAAGGGAAGGGUCCUGGGCCCCGGGCGGCGGUCGCCAGGUCUCAGGGUCGGGGCUACUCGAGUCUCGUUUCCUCUCAGUCCCUCCACCCUUCAUGGGGCCAGAGCCCUCUCUCUAGAAGCUGAGCAGCAAUGCCGUUUGCUGAAGACAAGACCUAUAAGUAUAUCUGCCGCAAUUUCAGCAAUUUUUGCAACGUGGAUGUUGUAGAGAUUCUGCCUUACCUGCCCUGCCUCACAGCAAGAGACCAGGAUCGACUGCGGGCCACCUGCACACUCUCAGGGAACCGGGACACCCUCUGGCAUCUCUUCAAUACCCUUCAGCGGCGGCCCGGCUGGGUUGAGUCCUUCAUUGCGGCGCUGAGGGACUGUGAGCUACCUGAUCUCGCAGACGAAGUCGCCCGUGUCUACCAGAGCUACCAGCCUCGGACCUCGGACCGUCCCCUAGACCCACUGGAGCCACCGUCACUUCCUGCUGAGGGGCCAGGGCCCCCAACACCUGCUGUGGCCCACAGUAUCCCCUACAACGGCUACAGAGAGAAGGAGCCAAGUUACCCCAUGGCUGUCCAGGAGACCCAGGCGCCAGAGUCUCCAGGAGAGAGUUCAGAGCAAGCCCCACAGACACUGAACCCCAGAGUCAUCCCAAGGAGUCCAGAUGGUGGCCCCCUGGAGCCCUCCCCUGACCUGGCAGCCCUCAGCCCUCUGACCUCCAGCGGGCAUCAGGAGCAGGACACAGAACUGGGCAGCACCCACACAGCAGGUGCGACCUCUAGCCUCACACCAUCCCGUGGGCCUGUGUCUCCAUCUGUCUCCUUCCAGCCCCUGGCCCGUUCCACCCCCAGGGCAAGCCGCUUGCCUGGACCUGCAGGGUCAGUUGUAUCUACUGGCACCUCCUCUUCCUCCUCCUCAUCCCCUGGCUUGGCCUCUGCAGGGGCUGCAGAGAGUGAACAGGCUGAGCCUAUCAUCUCCUCCAGUGGGGCAGAGGCACCUGCCAACUCUCUGCCCUCCAAAGUGCCUACCACCUUGAUGCCUGUGAACACAGUGGCCCCGAAAGUGCCUGCCAACCCAGCAUCUGCCAGCACAUUGCCCUCCAAGUUGCCAACUAGCUCAAAGCCCCCUGGUGCAGUGCCUUCUGUGUUCACCAAUCCAGCACCAUCCAAAUUGCCCAUCAACUCAACCCGUGCUGGCAUGGUGCCAUCCAAAGUGCCUACUAGCAUGGUGCGCACCAAGGUGUCUGCCAGCACAGUCCCCACUGACAGGAGCAGCAGAACUGAGGAGACCCCAGCAGCUCCAACACCUGCAGGCGCCACUGGAGGCCGCUCAGCCUGGCUAGACAGCAGCUCUGAGAAUGGGAGCUUUGAGUUGGAGCUGAGUAAGCCUGGCAUGCUGGUAUCCCAGGCAGACAGCCAGUUCUCAGGCUGCUCCGAGGAUCUUGCCAUCAGUGCCAGCACCUCCUUGGGCAUGGGGCCCUGCCAUGGCCCAGAGGAGAAUGAGUACAAGUCCGAGGGCACCUUUGGGAUCCACGUGGCUGAGAACCCCAGCAUCCAGCUCAUGGAGGGCAACCCUGGGCCACCUGCGGACCUGCAGAGUAGCCCCAGGCCACACAUCGACCAGAAGUUCCAGGAGAGGGAGGUGCCAUGCCACAGGCCCUCAGCUGGGGCUCUGUGGCUCCAGGCGGCUGUGGCGGGGGUGCUGGUAGUCACACUCCUGGUGGCGAUGUACCGGCGGCGCCUGCACUAGUGAAGCCCUGGGCCCUUCCCAAUACUCAUCUGCUCCAUUCCUGCAGUACAACUUGCCCCUCUCCGAAGCCCCUUGUCCCUUUCUUGGGGAUGGUGGAGGCUGGGUCAGAGGGAGCUAAGGGACUGCAGGCCUGCCUGCAAGAUGUGCUUUGGCUGAACCAAGUCCUUAGAGCAGCAUCUCUGUUCCCACUGUGCCCUGUGUGGGUCCCCGUCCUUGGCUUUCUGGGUCCUGGGCUGCCCCCAGUGCUCCAGACCUUCCCCGCUGGCAAUCCAUGUUAUCCAUGUCCUCCAGAGGAGCCUCCUCCUCCAGGCCUCAGCCCCGUUGGCCCAAGUGGAUCAGCAGGGAUCACUGGAGCACACGGUGCUCGGGAAUACUUCUCCUGUUGCAUUGGUCCCCGAAGGCCUCAGGGCAGGUGUGUGGUGUGUGGGCGACUCCACGAGACCUGGCUCCCACCCUGGCAGCCCAGCCUGAGACCGUUGCACCGAGGCAGGCAGGAGCGGCAGGGUGGCUGCUCUCCAGGAGUCCAACUGCCUUGGGUUCCUGCCCCACUGGGUCCCCUCCCCUGCUGGGCAAUCCUGGGAAGGUCUGGAGGUUCCUGUGGACCUCAGAGAAGCCAGGGGCAGGUGCCAGGCCUGAGGAAGACCUCUGGAGCUCCUCUCUAGCCUCCUCUUUCCCUCCCCUCUGGUCUUCAGUCUCUUCAGCUCCCUACGUGGGCUGGGGAGGAGACACCUGGCGGGCAGAGCUCAGGCAGAGGUUUGGAUUUCAGCUCCCUCACUUCCUGGGCUGUGUGACUUUGGUGGAUGUCAGACUUCUGGUUUUGCUUCUCCAUGUGGACAGUGAGUAUCUGGCUCAUUCUUCACUGGGUUCUUCUAAGAUUGAACCUGCAGGUGUUUGCCAAGUGCCUGGCCCAGAGCAAGUAGCCACUAACUGCUUCUCCCACCUCUCUCCUGCCCAACCUGGUAGAGCUGAGGGCAUGAGAGGCAGAGUGCACAGUGGUCAAGGGUGCAGCUCUGCAGCACAGGCAGCCUAGGCCUGCAUCCUGCCCUGCCUCUCACCAGCUCUGUGACCUUGGGCAAGGGAUUUAUCUGUCUGUGCCUUAGUUUUCUCACCUGUAAAAGGAGGAUGAGUAUAUAUAUGUAUUUCCCAGUGUUGUGAGGAUUAAAGGAGUUUAUCGAUGUAGAUUUUAGGAUGAGUCCUGGCAUUUACCAAGGGUUGGAAUUGUGUUAUUAUCACUAUUAAGUGUUGAGGGGCCAGGCGUGGUGGGCAACAGGGCCCCAUCUCUACAAAAAAGUUUUAAAAAUUA
Molecule: messenger RNA, 3084 nt
Organism: Piliocolobus tephrosceles (Ugandan red Colobus)
Lineage: Eukaryota; Metazoa; Chordata; Mammalia; Primates; Cercopithecidae
Gene: MAVS
Product: mitochondrial antiviral signaling protein
Exons: 7
Coding region: 177-1781 (534 amino acids)
Source: RefSeq, a predicted model, not a curated record